GCGGGCCGACGGUUGGUUGGGCUGCACUGCGCGCGCCCGUUGCCCGGUAACGGCGGCCGGGAGCAGCGCGGGAGGGCGGGCGGCCCGCGCACUGACAUGGACGCGCGGCUCGGCCGCUCCUCUCCCACAACCUUCAUCAUCAUCACCAUCCCCGCCUGCAACAGUUUCCGCCGCCACGACGAGCGAGCGGCGGCAGCAGCAGCGGCACCAUCAUCACCACCUUCAGAGGAGAGAAGCGGCGGGUGCGACGCCAGGGGAGAGCCGAGCCGAGCCCCCUGAAGUGAGGAGAGGCGGCCGUGUGGCGGGGAGGGGGAAAGAUUAAACCCCAGCCCCGGCCCGGGGGUCCCAGUGAAGGAUCUACCUCCCUUCCACUACCCACCACCCGUGAGAGCGGCGGCAGCAGCACCUUCGUCGUCUCCUUCAGAGAAGAGCCAGGGAGAGGCGGCCGUGUGGCGGGGAGGGGGCAACCCAAGCCCCAACUCCAGCCCCAGCCCCGACCCGGGGAUCCCAUUACAGGAUCUCCAUCUCCACCACCCGAGAGAGCAACGACUACAACGCACCAAGCAUCAGUGGCGAGGAGAAUAUGGUUAUUUUAAGAUUUUCAUAGAUGAACAUCAAUCAAAGGCCUGGUGACCAAGCCUGGGCGGAUUGCAUUUCCUCAAAAUGAAUAAAUCUCGGAUCUUCCAGUUCUGUGGCAUUAUGGCCUGUGUAUUUAUGAUUCUGUUGAUCAUAUUUUAUUGGGAUGAUGUUGGAACAGCUCAUUUCUAUUUGCACACAUCUUUCAUAAGAAUCCAGGCCACACAUCCUACCAUGACAAACCAAAACCAAGACCUGUCAAAUUCCAAAAAGACAGCGGGGGAGAGAAUAACCAAUUCCGGGGCUACUAUUAUUCAGGAUAAUCUGGAAUUAAUGUAUUUGGAAAACACAAAAGGAUACAAAGGAGAAGAAAGUUCCCCCAAAAUGGAACAAGCCUUCGAUGGUAUAUUUCAGCCUAAUUUUGAUGAAAAGGUCUUUGAGCUGGAAAUCAAUUCUGCGAAAACCAGCAAUGAAUUAGAACAAAUACAGAGUGAGAGGAGGCAGAAUAUUGAAGAUGCUUGUAGCGACUCCAGUAUCAUGUUCUCAGGAAAAAAUAGGAAAUUUGAAGAUAUUCCAUCUAAAGAACUGGACCAUCUAAUUGUGGACGAUCGACAUGGGAUUAUUUACUGUUAUGUACCAAAAGUAGCCUGUACUAAUUGGAAAAGAAUCAUGAUUCUAUUAAGUGAAAGUCUUUUAAAGCAAGGCAUUCCGUAUCGCGAUCCAUUGGAAAUCCCCAGGGACCUUGUGCACAACUCCACCAGCCAUUCCACCUUUAGUAAGUUCUGGAGACGCUAUGGGAAAUUCUCAAAACAGCUAAUGAAGAUCAGACUGAAAAAGUACACCAAGUUUCUCUUUGUGCGUGAUCCAUUUGUAAGACUGAUUUCUGCAUUCCGCAGCAAGUUUGCAGUUCAAAAUAAUGAUUUUUACAAUCGAUUUGCAAGACAAAUGCUACAACUGUAUGCUAAUUAUACAGACCCACCACUAACUGUUGAUGAAGCUUUCUCUGCGGGAAUCAAGCCCACCUUCAUUAACUUCAUUCAAUAUUUGUUGGAUCAUCAGACUGAGAAAGAGCAGCCUUUCAAUGAACACUGGAGGCAGGUAUAUAGGUUGUGUCACCCCUGUCAAAUAAAUUAUGAUUUUAUUGGAAAAUUAGAGGGUUUGGAUGAGGAUGCCAGUUACUUACUUAAAUUGCUGAAGGUGGAGAAGCUUGUUCAGUUCCCUUCCAGCUCACGGAACCAGACAGUUGCUAGUUGGGAGCAUGACUGGUUUGCAAAAAUUCCAGUCGCUUGGAGGAAAAAACUGUAUGAAAUUUACAAGCCUGACUUCGUUGUCUUCGGUUAUCCCAAACCAACAAAUUUAUUACUUGACUAAUCUCAAAGAAGCACUAAUUGCCUUAACGUUAAAUGGGUUUUCAGUUAAUGCAUCGAGGAACUCCUUUCAGACUGCCUCUUGUCAAAAACAAUUUGAAAUUUCUCUGGAUUGUUAUGCUAUCACGGCAUAUUGAUUUGCAUCACGAAGCAAAAUUCCUCAUCUUGCUCCAUAUAAUCUCUAAACACAAGAAAUAUUUUUAUAAUGACAAGUUGUCCUCAUUGAUAAAUAGAAACUUAACUUGAUAACCUUGGGUUUCUAUAUCUGCUAGAUCGAGGCGAAAAGACAAAUGUUAUUUAAUAUGGUCCUAAACGUAAUACAGUAAGAGCCUUGCUGUUAUUCUGGGCUGUUAGACGUUAAUAACCCAGACAUUGAAGUCUGAAGCAAUCUUUCUCGUGUGCUUUGGAUCUGGGUUAUUAGAAUUAUUAUCAGACCAAUACUAGGAGAAUAAUGUAGGCUUUAUCAAUGUCUGAUUCCUGUUGUGAUAUUGAUUCUGGGGUUUUUUUUAUUUCCCCCUACAAAAAGAUUUUUAAAAUCAAAUAUGGGGACCAUGGAUUUAUUUACUUGUUUUCUGUUGUAUCUUCUCCUGUCUUGAUGAUCUAUAUAAUAUUAUUUGACCCCUCCAAAGGUUUUUUUUAAAGUCUAAUACUGCAUAAGCUCUGAUAUCUUUCAUGCAGUUGAUAUAACUUCAAAAUGAUCUCAUGGGAAAAUUGAGGUAAUUGUUUCUGUUAAAAUAUCCCUCGGAGCCUACAGUGCAAUAUUGAGUAAAUUCUAAAUGUAACCUUAUAGGCAAUUAUUUUAUUUCUACUAAAUAUAAGGGGUGCAUACAAUACUGUUUGUAGCCAUUGUGCUUGGAAAAGUAUUUUAAAAAAAUCAAAGUUA
Molecule: messenger RNA, 2826 nt
Organism: Amblyraja radiata (thorny skate)
Lineage: Eukaryota; Metazoa; Chordata; Chondrichthyes; Rajiformes; Rajidae
Product: carbohydrate sulfotransferase 12
Exons: 2
Coding region: 664-1947 (427 amino acids)
Biological process (GO): proteoglycan biosynthetic process; carbohydrate biosynthetic process
Cellular component (GO): membrane
Molecular function (GO): sulfotransferase activity
Source: RefSeq, a predicted model, not a curated record